Neofelis nebulosa (Clouded leopard) is the source of this 2086-nucleotide messenger RNA. RefSeq names its product carboxypeptidase N subunit 2 (gene CPN2). The coding region runs from base 134 to 1777 and encodes 547 amino acids. The record is from RefSeq and is a predicted model, not a curated record. The transcript has 2 exons. Gene Ontology annotation, molecular function: protein binding. Lineage: Eukaryota; Metazoa; Chordata; Mammalia; Carnivora; Felidae.
AGGAACCACUGCCUGGAACUUUGAUCUGUGCUGCCACUGCUGGGUUCAUACUGAUCACAGACCACACCAGACCCUUCUGCUCCACCGGAAGAGCCAGGGUGGCCGGUGUGCACCUGCUCAGCCCCUCACGGAGAUGCUGCCCAGAGCCUGGCUACCCUGGGCCUGCCUCCUGCUCCUGGCCAGGCACGCCCAGCCCUGCCCGGAGGGGUGUGACUGUUUCAUCGGGGAGGUGUUCUGCUCUGAUGAGGGGCUGGCUGCCAUCCCGCCAGACCUCCCACCACACGCCACAGACGUCAUCUUCGUAGAGACCUCGUUCGCCACGGUGGGAGCUGGGGCCUUCAGCGGCAGCCCCAACCUGACCAAGGUGGUCUUCCUCAACACGCAGCUCCGCCACUUGGGGCCGGACGCCUUUGGGGGGCUGCCCAGGCUCCAGGACCUGGAGAUCACUGGCAGCGUCUUCUCCAACCUCAGCACCGACACCUUCUCCAACCUGACCUCGCUGGGCAAGUUCACCCUCAACUUCAACAUGCUGGAGGCCCUGCCCGAUGGCCUCUUCCACCAAAUGGGCGCCCUGGAGUCUCUCCAGCUGCAAGGCAACCGGCUCCAGAGCCUGCCCGGGAGGCUCUUCUGGCCCCUGGCCUGUCUGAAGACCCUCAACCUUGCUCAGAACCUGCUGGCCCGGCUGCCCGAGGAGCUGUUCGACCCCCUCGGCAGCCUGCAGACCCUGAGGCUCAGCAGCAACGCGCUCUCCAGCCUGCCCCAGGGCGUGUUUGACAAACUGGGCUGCCUCCAGGAGCUCUUCCUGGACGGCAACUCCAUCUCCGAGCUGCCGCCCACGGUGUUUUCGGGGCUGUUCCGUCUGGAGAAGCUGUGGCUGCAGCACAACACCAUCAGGCACCUGCCCGGCUCCGUCUUCUCCUCCCUGGGCCGCCUGACCUUCCUGAACUUGCAGGGGAACGCGCUGCGGACGCUGCCCGCCGGCCUCUUCGCUCACACCCCCGCCCUGGUCAGCCUGUCUCUGUCCUACAACCAGCUGGAGGCUGUCGGCGAGGGCACCUUUGCCAACCUGUCCAGCCUCGGUUCCCUCACGCUCUCGCACAACGCCAUCGCCUGUCUCCCCGCCGGCGUCUUCAGAGACCUGGAGGGGCUGGUCAAGCUCUACCUGGGCAGCAACAACCUGACAGCCUUGCACCCAGCCGUCUUCCAGAACCUGUCCAAGCUUGAGCUGCUCAGUCUCUCCAGGAACCUGCUGACCACGCUCCCCGAGGGCAUCUUUGACACCAACUACAACCUGUUCAACCUGGCCCUGCACGGCAACCCCUGGCAGUGCGACUGCCACCUGGCUUACCUCUUCAGCUGGCUGAACCAGUACAGCGACCGGCUCUUCAACAUCCAGACCUACUGUGCGGGCCCCGCCUACCUGAAGGGCCAGGUGUUGCCCGCCCUAAAGGAGGAACAGCUGGUGUGUCCCGUCACCCGGGACCGCUUGGGCAUCCAGGCCCCGAGGAUGGAGGACAGGGAGCCCGGGGAAAGCUGGGAUCUGGUAGCGGAGGAGAGGGCAGCUGGGAGCCGGUGCACCUACAGCAACCCCGAGGGCACCGUGGUGCUCGCUUGCGACGAGACCCGGUGUCGCUGGCUGAACAUCCAGCUGUCCCCGAGGCAGGGGUCGGGCUCCCCAGGACUGACUCACAAUGCCAGUCAGGAGUGGGACCUGAGGUCGAGCUGCGGCUCCGUGAGGCUCACUGUGUCUAUCGAGGCUCGGCCCGGGGGAGACUAAGUAUAGGGUCACCAAGCCUGGAGCCUGCAUGGAUGACCCCGGGGCCUGACCAGGUGGGAGGUGGGGGCGGAGGGGGAGCUGGUGCUUUGCUUUUUCAGAGGGACGGAGCUACAUCUCCAAGGGAGAAGAGGCCACGCGGCCAGCUCCACCAGCCAGGGUCCCCUCGUCCUCCUCCUCCUCUUCCAUGAUUACCACCCCAGCUCAGAGGCUGAGAGACCUACUGAGACCUGCCUCUGCCUUCCUCAAGCUUUGCAAAGCAGCCGUUAAAGCUGCACCAUGGUCUGGAGAAUAAAAGAACAUUCUCCCUGG